Trichomonas vaginalis G3 is the source of this 867-nucleotide messenger RNA. RefSeq lists its product as uncharacterized. The coding region runs from base 1 to 867 and encodes 288 amino acids. The transcript has a single exon. NCBI's taxonomy places the organism in Eukaryota, Parabasalia, Trichomonadida, Trichomonadidae. The record is from RefSeq and is a predicted model, not a curated record.
AUGCAACAGAAAAGGCAGGCCCAAAGUGCUCCGCCACAACAGGAACCUCCGAUUAAACUUCGCCAAAUACCCCCUGAACUUAUUCAGAAUUGCACAAACGCAAAACCUGAAAAAUACAAAUUUAAUAAUUCAAAUAUUACGGAAAUACAAAAAUAUAUUCAAAAUAAACCUCCAUAUGAUGCUGAAAAGAUGAAAACAAUAUUAAAUUCAAUUGAAGAAUUACAAAAAGCUGCACAAACUAUUUCAAAAUCUGAAUACGGAAAUAUACCAUUAACAAUAACAAUUCCUCCACCUCCUAAGCCAAGUAGUGUUAAUAAUUUCAUCAAAAUUAAUUCAUCAUUAGUUGAAUUAGCGAAUAAAAUUUGCAAAUUUGAUCAUAAUCAAAGUUAUAAAGGUUCACUUCAAAUCAGAUCAAAGCCUGCAGAUAAAAAGUCAUACACUUCUUCCAAAGAUAAAAUUAAAAAGAAAACUCCAAAAGGAAGCGGUGCAUCUAAAAGCGGCGGAAAUACAUCACAUAUUAAACCACCAGCAGGCGGUAAUCCGAAUGCUGCUGAGCCAGAAAACUACGAUUUCAAAGAAGUUACCGCAAAUGCAACUGUCGGACCUCAGAAGAACGUUAUUGUUAAAUUACAGAACCAAUCAACAGUACAGAUACCUCCAAACCCUCCAAUACCAAAUCCGGCCAAAGGAGAGUGUCCGUUUGCAUCUAUGUUUAAUAGCGAACUACAGCACACUCUUCUUAAAGGUCUUAAAUGUCCAGUACCUUCCCAGUUCAAGAGCAACUUAGAGAGUUAUUUGGCUCCUUCUGUUAUUAAUGUAAGUAAAUUUGCGAAAGAAACAAAAGAGAAAAAGGCUAAAAAGAAAUAA